AUGUCGUUUGAAAUUCUUGAUUACUUUCAGCUGAAUAAAAUCCUCAACCAAACAAUUGCAUACAAUUUGCCUUUGGAUCAUAAUGAUUCCAAUUCGCGCAAGAUUCAAGUUGUCAUUACCAUUUCUCAAAAAUAUGAUAGAGCUAAGCAUGCCCACUUGGAUGGAUUUAAUGGGAUAGUUUUACCCGAAUCUCCCAACUUAUUGCUUUACUUACAAGGAGGGCCGGGGUUUGGCUGCUCUAUCCCCACGAGCUACUCGGGUGUAACCAAAGUAUUGUUGGAUGAAGGGUACCAAAUUGUAUGGAUGGAUCAAAGAGGUACUGGGAAAAGUACCCCAAUUGAUUACAAUACAUUGAGUCGAGAUUUAUCGGCAACUUCAAUUGAUGACCAAUUGACCACUAUUUUAAACUUUCGAGCUGAUUCGAUUGUAAGAGAUGCCGAAUUUAUUCGCAAGCAAUUGAUUGGUGAUGAUGCAAAGUGGUCCACAUUGGGUCAAUCUUAUGGUGGAUUCUGUAGCUUUACUUAUUUGUCACUUUUUCCUAAGUCGUUGAAACAAGUGCUUGUCACUGGUGGUGUACCUCCAAUUGGAUUUGAUGUUGAUUCGGUGUACACGCAAACCUACAAGCGCACGAAGGAAAGAAAUGUGCAUUUUUAUCGAAAGUAUCCCCAGGAUGUAUCUCGAGUGGUGAAGAUUUGUCAAUAUUUGAAGUCAAAUGAGGUUACAUUACCCGAUGGUGGUCGUUUAUCAGUUGAACGUUUCCAACAAUUAGGACUCACUUUUGGUGGGUUUGGUGGAACCGAUCAAGUUCAUAAGAUAGUGACGGCAUUUUGGCAAGAUUUGGAAAUGUUCAAGCACGCGACGGUGCCUACAUUGACUUUGGCUCAAAAUGCCAUGUCAUUUGAUACCAAUGUUAUAUAUGCACUCUUCCAAGAAGCAAUCUAUUGUAGUGGAGAAAUGAAGAGCAAUUGGAGUGCUGAUAGGUUGAGAUAUGCUCCUGGAAAUGAGAAAUUUCAGUUUAACAACGAUGAGAUUUACUUUACAGGGGAAAUGGUUUACAAAAGCAUAUUUGAUGAUUAUGUGGAACUUAGAAAAUUCAAGCCAUUGGCGUACGCAUUGCAUGAAAAUACAAAGUGGAGUAUAUUGUACAACACUGACAAGUUGCAAAAGAUCGCUUGGAAAGAUGUUCCUAUUGUUGCUACAACCUAUUAUGCUGAUCAAUAUGUUGAUUUUGAAUUAACAAGAGAUGUCAAACAACAAUAUUUACCCUCAUGCAAUUUACGACAAUACAUCACCAACGAUUUAUUCCACAACGGAUUGCGAAUUGAUCCUGAAAGAGUCCUUGGGUCAAUGUUUAAAUUAUUGGAUAACGAUUUUGAUUGA
Lodderomyces parapsilosis is the source of this 1380-nucleotide messenger RNA. RefSeq lists its product as uncharacterized. The record is from RefSeq and is a predicted model, not a curated record. Gene Ontology annotation, molecular function: peptidase activity. The transcript has a single exon. The coding region runs from base 1 to 1380 and encodes 459 amino acids. Lineage: Eukaryota; Fungi; Ascomycota; Pichiomycetes; Serinales; Debaryomycetaceae. Gene Ontology annotation, biological process: proteolysis.